AAGAUAUUCAUUGAUAUUUGAUACUUGUUUAGUCGUUUGAUUACAUUCAAGAUGAGGUCAACGUUGAUUUUAAUCAUGAUGUGUAUUGCAUUGUUAUCAGCAGAUUCUGCUGUAAACUGGACCGUGGACGAUAACACAGUACCAGAAUCGUUACUCGAAUUGAUGCGCAAUAAUUAUUAUAGCGAUGACGAAAUUCAAAAAGCUGUGUUUUGGGCGUAUAAAUUUCAGUACGAUGUUAUUUCUGAAUAUAAUGGUCGAGUGUACGAUGUCGAAUCACCAUUGGAAUAUUUCAACGAUGUCUUGAUUUUACCUAGGACCAGAGCAUCAUCAAUAAAUUCCAAUAUCAUAUUCGAAAAUAAUACCGUCAGUGGUCUAACAGAUUUUAAUAAUAAUAAUGUCGUCAUACAAUGGUCACAAGAUCAGGUAACUACAAAGAUAACUUGGAAAGAGCUACAAAUUGUUGGAAAAUAUACAUUUGUAGACGAAUGGAAAUAUGUAACAGGUAACUAUCAAAUUUUCGUUGAAGACGUUGUGUAUCAGGCCAAUACGCCGUUGUCCAAAAAUUCAGAGAUGUAUCCUUCGUCUGCGCCAAAUUCAGCUAUAUCUUAUAGAAAAUUUAGGACUACCUUUACUGAACACUACUCAAUUUUAGAUGAAUUUUCAGCUGCACGGUAUGUCCUGGAAGACGUGGCUUUGGGACACAUUGCGGACUACACUCUGAAAGUGACACGAAAGAACGUGACGUCGGCUAUCAGAGCGGCCGUCCAGCCGUACGUGCAGUAUAGGAACCGGUCAGACCCACACUUUCCGGCCACCACCGAUCGGCUGGACGACGGUUUGUCCUUCACAGUCAGCGACAUGUUCGUCGAUGGCCUGGACACCGUGUUGCAGAAGGUGAACGCUGUAUGGACCGAACCGAGUACGGGCGCCGUAAUGACCGCCGUCGGGCACACGUUGCACAACCUCAGUGGUACAUUCAAUUUGCGCAUCGUCUCAGAUGUGACCAAACUCCAGCAGCCCGUCCGCUUGAUUGAUUUUUCCAUGGAUCGGAUCAACUUGAGUAUUACGUACGACGUGCUUAGACCGAGUUGCUUUUGCUUGGCCACUGUGCAAGUGUACAAGGCGACAACGUGGCCACGUGAUGAUCGAGACGACGCUGCAGGGCAUCUGCAACAAGUGACCGCUGCGUUCGUCAACACCAUCAAAGAUCACUUGUCCGUCGGCACUUGCGCGACCAUCGUAAAAACCAGCAAGUACGGUACCAAUAACCGAUGUCAAUGAACUUGGCAGCUAUUAAAAAAUUACUCAAUAUUUUAGUGUAUACUUUAAUUAAUUUAUAUUUUUUAACAUCUUUUAGUUAUUUUUUUUUAUUUUUUUUGACAUGGAUAUUAAAAAAAUGCAAUAUGUCGUAUAAGCUAUAUGAAUUAUACGAUGUGAUCUUUAUACCUGCAGUAAGAUAACUAUUUAUAUCAUUCGACUAUUAAAUGAUUUAUAAAUAAAAAAAAACAAGCAUUAUGAGUGUAA
Molecule: messenger RNA, 1524 nt
Organism: Rhopalosiphum padi (bird cherry-oat aphid)
Lineage: Eukaryota; Metazoa; Arthropoda; Insecta; Hemiptera; Aphididae
Exons: 4
Coding region: 52-1281 (409 amino acids)
Source: RefSeq, a predicted model, not a curated record